AUGGCCGAAAUUACUGAUGCUAAAUUAAACAAAGGUGCAAAGAAAAUAGGUGAUUAUUAUAUUUUACAAAAAUAUGAUGUAUUAACUGUGGCUGAGAAGAAAUAUUUAAUUCAUAAAAAAACGGACGACAAAGAUGAUAUCAAUAAGAAAGGGUCAAAUCGUAAAUUGGUUAUCAAACCAAUUGUAAGCAAAGACUUCAACGAGAGAGGUCAAGUUGACUUGGUGGAUUUCCAGUCAUUACCUGACGGAAAAUAUAAAUGGAUUUUAAACUAUCAAGACCACCAUACAAAAUUUAUAUCUUUAUUUCCACUUGAAAGUAAACGAGCGGUCGAAGUAGCAUCUAAUUUACUCACAAUUUUUUUAACUUUUAGUGCACCGAAAGUUUUACAAAGUGAUAACGGUAGAGAGUUUGUAAAUUCUGUUAUUAACGAAAUUAAGGAACUUUGGUCGGAAUGUAUUAUUGUACAUGGGAGACCAAGACAUCCUCAAAGUCAGGGAAGUAUUGAACGUAGCAAUCAGGAUGUCGAAAAUAUGCUUCGAGCAUGGAUGAAGGACAAUAAAUCUAAAAAAUGGUCUGUGGGAUUGAAGUUUGUCCAAUUCCAGAAAAACUCUUCACACCACCGCAUAAUUGGCCGAUCUCCUUACAAAGCAUUAUUUGGUUGUGAGCCUAAGGUUGGAUUAACAACAUCUAAUUUACCACAAGAAGUUUAUAUACAAGAAUAA
This is a messenger RNA of Sipha flava (yellow sugarcane aphid), 723 nucleotides long. RefSeq names its product KRAB-A domain-containing protein 2-like. The coding region runs from base 1 to 723 and encodes 240 amino acids. Gene Ontology annotation, molecular function: nucleic acid binding. The record is from RefSeq and is a predicted model, not a curated record. The transcript is spliced from 3 exons. NCBI's taxonomy places the organism in Eukaryota, Metazoa, Arthropoda, Insecta, Hemiptera, Aphididae. Gene Ontology annotation, biological process: DNA integration.